Molecule: messenger RNA, 455 nt
Organism: Tupaia belangeri chinensis (Chinese tree shrew)
Lineage: Eukaryota; Metazoa; Chordata; Mammalia; Scandentia; Tupaiidae
Gene: TSACC
Product: TSSK6 activating cochaperone
Exons: 3
Coding region: 65-439 (124 amino acids)
Cellular component (GO): cytoplasm
Molecular function (GO): protein-folding chaperone binding
Source: RefSeq, a predicted model, not a curated record
AAGCGCCAAGGCUUGGGCAGUUGGCUAGGACCCUGCUGCGCAUGCGUGUGAACUACAGGGGUGGAUGCUGGGGUCGAGGCGUCAGAUGAACACCGCAGUUCCAGCCGGGGAGGAAGGUAAUGCUGUCCCUCUUUGCCGAGCGAAACCGUCCCCCAGCUAUGUCAAUCUUCACGCAAGUCUCCUGCCAGCCACUUCCCUGAACACCCAGCCAAAACACCUGCUGCCAGUUCACAAGCCCAAGGAAUGCCUAGGACUCCUGGAGUGUAUGUACGCUAACCUGCAGCUUCAGACCCAGCUCGCUCAGCAACAGAUGGCUAUUCUGGAAAACUUACAAGCAUCCGUGACAAAGCUGCCUCCUGGAAGAGAAAGCAAGAAGUCGUCUCUCCCGGCCUUGCUUCCUAAACUGUUGUUGAAUCGCCUGCCCCAAUUCAGCAAAUGAAUUGUGGAAAAAGUUA